Aphanomyces invadans is the source of this 1233-nucleotide messenger RNA. RefSeq lists its product as hypothetical. Gene Ontology annotation, molecular function: protein-arginine N-methyltransferase activity. Gene Ontology annotation, cellular component: nucleus. NCBI's taxonomy places the organism in Eukaryota, Oomycota, Saprolegniomycetes, Saprolegniales, Verrucalvaceae. The record is from RefSeq and is a predicted model, not a curated record. Gene Ontology annotation, biological process: peptidyl-arginine methylation. Bases 29 to 1150 code for a protein of 373 amino acids. The transcript has a single exon.
CUGCAUUUUCACUUCAGAUAUCACGAACAUGAGCAUCGCGCCUCCGUCCGACAUUACCCCCUCGGCGAAGAAAGCAUGGGAAGAAAGCUCCGACUUCGCCAACUACUUUUGCACCUACGGGUUCAUCUACCACCAAAAGCAAAUGCUGUCCGACACGUUGCGCAUGCAAUGCUACCGCGACGCGAUUUUCGACAACGCGUCGUGCUUCAAAGACAAGGUCGUGCUCGAUGUGGGCACGGGUAGUGGUAUUUUGGCGAUCUGGGCCGCCCAAGCUGGUGCCCGACGUGUGUACGCUGUCGAGGCGACCGACAUGGCCGUGCAGGCCCGUCGCGUCGUCGCUGCCAACAAGCAAGACCACAUCGUGACCGUGAUCCAAUCCAAGAUCGAAGACGUCACCCUCCCUGAACAAGUCGACAUCAUCAUUUCGGAAUGGAUGGGAUACUUCUUGAUGCGUGAAUCCAUGUUCGACUCGGUGUUGCUCGCCCGUGACCGGUGGUUAAAGCCCGGUGGUGCGCUGUAUCCGUCGCACGCCACCAUGUACAUUGCACCUCUUGGCAUGGAACAAGCGGCGUUGAAGCGCUUCAAUGAGUUCUCGAACGCCAUGGACGAGUGGACGGUGUUUGUUCAAGAAACCAAGGACAUGUGGGGUGUCGACAUGUCGUGUCUCGGCAACGCGUUCCGAGAAGAACAGGAGCAGUACUCGCUCAAGACGUCGCAGUUCGUCGAAUUGAGCGCGGAAGACGUGAUUGGGGACGAAGCCACCAUCAAGUUCCUCGACCUGAACAAAUGUACGUUGGAAGAUGUUGCGUCAGUCAAGUCGGAUUUCAGCGUCACGUUCACCAACACAACUCGAUUCGGCGCGUUCGGUGGCUGGUUCGACGUCGACUUUCACGGGUCGGAAGAGAACCCGGCCGUGUCCAAGGUCAAGCUGUCCACGUCGCCUUACGUUCAAACAACACAUUGGGGCCAGCAAGCGUUCCCACUGUCGCCGAUCCAAGUGUGCGAAGGCGACGUCGUCAAGGGCCACGUCGAAGUCGUCCGUCGCUCCGACAAUCAGCGCCUCAUGAACGUCAAGUUUGAUUAUCAAAUGGAGUACCAAGGACAGUCCCGCGACCAACCCAAGCACUCGGCGAUUUUCCAGGUCGAAUAAUUAACUUGAGCGACGAUGAGCGAAUAUCUCACCUGACUUUGUGGUGGAACAUUUGACAUGCGCUCCGGAUAAAUCGAAGUUCC